CGCGCGCGCACCGGCCCCGGCCCCGCCCCGCGCCAUGGCGGCGCCGUGGCUCAGCCGGUGACAGCGGGAGGGCGAGGCCGCUCUCUCCCUCCCCAGCAGCGGCCCGGGCUGUCAUGCAGGACCCUACCCCGGAAGGUGCCGGCGGUGGCGGCGCCCGCCCCGACGAGGAGAGGCGGGGGGCGGCGGCGGCGGGGGGUCUGGCGAGCGGCGGGGCCUCCUGGCUGCAGCGGCUCUUUGAGGAAGUGCGGGGCUCCUCCCAGCUAAGCAUGGCCCCCGCGGAGCCGCCGCCCCUCACGGUGGCGGCGGUCGAGCGGUACCUGGCCGAGGCGCCGCCGCCGCCCGCCGCCGCCGCCCCGCAGUACUGGUACGACGUGACGCUGGCGGACGGUGCGUGCCAGCAGCGCUGCUACCUAGCGCCGCGCCUCAACGGCCUGGUGCAGCGCGCGCAGCUGCGGGCCGGCGCGCGCCUGCGCCUCAGGCGCUGCUCGUACCUGUACGACGAGAAGCGGCUCCGGUACGGCUUCGUCUGCCUGGAGGAGCUGGAGCCGGCGGGGGGCGGCGGCGGGACAGACCCCCCUGCCCCGCCCCGCCGCCCCCGCCACUGCCCGCCGCCCCUCCGCGGCGAGAAGAAGCACUACCUGCCGCUGUGGAACAACGAGGAUCCCUACGGGGACAUGUGGGUGGUGGACAAGCCCCAGGCGCAGGUGGACGUCGACGUCUCCAAGCUGACUUCUCUUGGUCAGCUGGAAAUGAUCUGGAGAAGCAGAGCUCACUUCCAUCCACUUCUUGUGAGAGUCCUGCACAAAUCUAGACUAAGGUACUACGGAAAACCAGAGAAAAAACUGGAUAUGCCUUAUCAGGCUUACUUUGAAGUUGCUGAUAGUUCAGGCAUGAUGUCAAUGGUUUUGUGGAAUUCAUUAUGUCCUGAAUGGUAUAACAGUAUAAAGGUUGGCACGGUACUUCUUCUUGAACAGUAUGCUAUCAAAACCAGUUACCCAUUUAAAACACAGCCAACCCCAGGGGAUUCACAGAUGAAGAGAUUUGCUACAAUUGAAAUCAGCCUUAAUGUUCGAGACCCUCCUACUAAAAUAAGUAUUAUUCCAGAAGAAAUGGUUAAACCAGAUUGGGGAUUGCCUGAAGUUAAAUAUCGGUUUAUUACAAGGUCAGAACUGGAUGACUUACCAAACAAUCAUUCCUGUGAUGUUAUUGGUCUUGUGACGUUUGUAGGAAGAGCUGAACGAGCAAGAAAGAGAGAACAUGGUGAAGACUUCUGGCUGUAUCGUUGGGCACAUGCCAUUGAUGGGACCUCAGACCAACCAUUCAUACUGGAAUUAUUUGCGACUUCUCAGCCAGAAGUGUUUGAACAUAUUCACCCAAUGACGUAUUUGGUGUGUACCCAGAUGAGAGUGGUACGGGACCUCACUGAGAAUCCUUCCAGCACAAUUUACCUUACGACUUCAAAUGAAAGUCAAAUAUUCAUUACAGGGUGGCACAAGGGCCAGCCGUACACCAAGGAUACCAAAGUGAAAAACUUCAUUCAGUGGACUAAAACACAAAGUGAAGCUGAUCAAAUGAAGAAAACUGUCAUUGGCGGCUAUUAUCCUUUUCCACGACCUCCAAAUAACUUUUUGAAAUAUUGCAAAAACAAUAAAGUUGAGUCAGUUUUGAAAGCUAUAGGUGAAACGGGGAAAGAGAUUGAAGACUUGCACUACAGAGAGCACAAGCGCAUUGCUGUUCAAGGAAUAAUUAGUGCUAUAAGAUACAUCAGCUGUAGCAGUGUGGCUGAAGAAGCCUCGGGAAUGCAACUUGUUCAGAAAGAUACUUCAAAGAUUCUUGAAAGUUCUGCUAUGUCCAAGGAAGACUCUGUUCACAAGGGAAAAAACACCAGCCUUCAAACUGAAGAAGUUAAGUCUUCUCUGGGGCCACAUUGCCCUCCUGGGGAACAACAUCAGCACCAAACUGUAUUGUCAAAAAAGAGUUCAGUUAAGAGAAAGAUACCACGCAGAUCAAAUACAAAUGGAGAAAAGGGAAGUGCAUCUGUUACUCCUGUAUCAUCUUACCCCUAUUUCACACGGUCUGCAAGAAGAAAAUUUGGCUUGAGUGAAUUUCAACAUGAAGAGUUUGUGCAAGAUAAAAAUGGACAGGCUGUAUCAGACAGUGUACAGUACAGCACAGAUCGAGAAGGAAUGAAUGAUAUGCCCGAAACUGCAGAGACUGGAAGAAGUUGUGAUUCAUGGCAGAGUGACCUGUGGGCACACGUGAAAGACAAGUUAACGAAGUAUUUGCAUCACAGUACAAUUUUCGCAGAAAGCAUCCCACGUAAAUUUGAUUAUGUGCACAAAGACUUGCUAAUGCAACAGUACAAUCUUCAUGCAGCAGUGCACCAACCAAAAGAAACCAGAACUGAUAAAAAUAUCAACGAGUUUAAAAGUGCCAGUGGCCUUGGGUAUUAUGAAGUGACAGUUCUGGGUAUAAACCACGAUAUAGCAAUAGAUGUUGCGUUUCUUCCACUGUUUUGUCCUGAAGAUCCCCACUUAUUUCAACUAGAAGACAUUCAAAAUGAUACAUUAUUAUCUUGUAUGAGUUGCAUCUCUUCAUGUCAGCAGAAGGCCACUAGCAACGGAAGGCUUUGUGACAUGUUUCCACUUUCAAAUGAAAUCGUAAAAGCAGCGAUGGAUCUAGAUGGCAAACAUGUUGUCUGCAUCUUGGACAUCUGUCACUUGGGUGAUGAUAAGGUAGAAGUCUUUCUAAGCAAAAUCUACAAGACUGUGGAACAACCUGGUGUGGACCCAGUGGAAUCCAGUAAGUGGUGUUUGAAGUUUUUCAUGGCAAAAGCCAGGAAGGAGAGAUAUUUACUCUUGCAGAAUGAAGUGCCAAUGUCAGAAGCACAGGCUCUCUGUGUAGAGCUCGAGAAAAUUCAAUGCUUGUAGCAGGCUUGGAAUUUCAAUACUCUGGGUCAUUCUGUAGAAGCACUUACCGCAUCCCCGAAAGUUACGCCAAACUUAAUAUGCUGACUUUAGUUUCUGAAGUGUUGCAGUGUUAAUACGUGGUUCCGGUGAAGGUCCUUUCUGCAAAGAAACUACUGUUUUAUUUCACUUGGUGUGUAUUGACACAAGUAUAAAACCAAAGUAUUUUUGAUCCUGAACCUGAAACACAUUAAUUUUGUCAUGUUAAACCGAGAUACAGAGUCUUUACUCCUGAAAAAUGUUGUCUGUCUUGCUGCCGUGUAUUGCCGUUGCUGAGGGUAAAAUACUAUCAGAGCACAUUCCCUAACUGUAGAAUUCACACACAACCAAAAUCUGAAAUCUUACAUUUGCAUGUUUCUUUUGUUUCCAGCAUUAAUUUCAAAGAAAAAUAGAAGAAGGUAAACUUUUGUAGCUAAUGGUACUUUUGAUUGUAUAAAACUUACUAAGUCAUAGAUCUCAGAGGUAAGAUCAGUUUUGAAUUAAUGUGAUGUAGAACUAGUACAACACUGAAGA
Molecule: messenger RNA, 3479 nt
Organism: Chroicocephalus ridibundus (black-headed gull)
Lineage: Eukaryota; Metazoa; Chordata; Aves; Charadriiformes; Laridae
Gene: RADX
Product: RPA1 related single stranded DNA binding protein, X-linked
Exons: 16
Coding region: 114-2930 (938 amino acids)
Biological process (GO): regulation of DNA repair
Cellular component (GO): replication fork
Molecular function (GO): single-stranded DNA binding
Source: RefSeq, a predicted model, not a curated record